ACCCUGUACACAAAGUUGAGCUAAAACUGAUAGCACUUUUAAUUUUUAACUAUGUCUUGAUUGAUAUUCGUUUAAAAUCAUUGAAAUUUUCAACAAUCACGCAGUUGUGAACGAAAUCAGAGCGAAGAGAAAACGAGACACAUCGUUGACAAAAACAUUGGAAUUACUACAAACAUGGAUUUCUACAAAAGUUCCCACGCUUAUGGACCUGAUUUGCAAUGUCUGACUCAGACAUUGAUGUAAACCAAGGACUUCAGGUCGUCCAGGUUUCAUUAUCAAAUCCGUCCCAUUCAGUGAUUCAGCAAAAUCAACAAAUUAUUCACACAAGUCAGGGUUCAGUGAUUCAGACAGCUGGAUCAAACGUUCCUACAAUACAGGUCGUACGGGUGGCACACAUUGACGAAGAUUUAUCAGACCAUUCGGAAGGAAGGAAGAGAAGAGAGAUUCUGUCCAGAAGGCCAUCCUACAGGAAAAUCUUUAACGAGCUGUCCUCCCCUGUGUCUGUAACGAAGAUAGAGGAGGAGUCAAACGACAGUAGUCAGGACGGAGAGUCCCAGGACAGUACGGGUCUGGCCGCUGCCAUACAGUACGGGAACGCUACAGUGUUGCCAUCCGGAGCCAUCCAGAUCAGCGUGAGUGCCGACGGGACCCCAAUAGCCCAGGGCCUGCAAACCCUCACGAUGACCAAUGCCAACCAAUCGUCCAGUGGGCAAACCACUGGCCCAACCAUCGUACAGUAUGCACAAGGCCCUGACGGCCAGCAGUUCUAUAUCCCAGGUAUAGACCUCUCCCUGUGGGACGCCCGAGAAAUGGGAAGCACAGGAACGAUGCAGGCGUACCAGAUAGCCAAUACCGGCACACUGCAAGGUGGGGUUGUCAUGGCAACUUCAUCAGGCCUCGGUCGGGAUGCUGGUAGUGAGGAGGCAGCGCGGAAACGGGAACUCAGGCUUCUUAAAAAUAGGGAAGCUGCAAAGGAGUGUCGUCGAAAGAAAAAGGACUACGUGAAGUGUCUGGAAAACCGUGUUGCAGUAUUAGAAAAUCAAAAUAAGACUCUUAUUGAAGAACUGAAGGCUCUUAAAGAACUCUACUGCCAAACUGAAGUGUAAUGCAAAGGGGGACAACUGUGCUCAUGUUUUAUGUGAUAAGGGAGGUAAUCUGUGUAUGUGUUCAAGAAACAAUGUUAUUUUUGUUUCUGUCUGCUGUAACAUGACAGUGUUGACUGUGCAAGUGUAGUUGUUUGAGUUGGAGGGACAUGUAAGUAUUUCUGAGCCUGUCUGAAGAGUGGAGUGUGGUCUACCAGAAAUGUUUGAAUUGUCCUGAUUACAGGUCAAUUAUAUAAAGCAUGAUUUCUGAUAUAGACUGUAAAAAGAUGUGUUUUUUAAAGAUAAUAAAUGAAUGUUUCCACAAUUAUAACAAUACUUGUGAAAGCUAUCUGCAUUAUUUUUUAAUACAAAAGUUUAUUUUAUUGAUUUUUAUUCAAAUUACUGGAAAUGCAUAUGUGGCUUAAAUAACAGGUGUUAAAUUUAUUUGUUAAAAUUAACUUCUUUGUAAGAGUUAUGUUUCUGUUAUUAUGUUAAGUUGUGAAAGGUAAGCUCUUUUUUAAUAGAUUUGAAUUGUUCCUCUUGUUUAUUUGUUGAUGUUUUUCAUGUCAAAAACUCUUCAGAGUAAGUCACAAGGAACAACAUUUUAAUGACUUAAAAACAAGAAUAUUUCAUAUACUUGUAUGUAUAUAUAUUUAAUUGUAUAAAUGUCAUAAAAAGACCAAUCUUGUAGGCACUUGCUUGUAAAAAUGUAAAAGGGCUGCCAGAGACAUGCUUGCAAAACAGACCCAAUUCCAAAACAAAAGGGUCAAUCCCAAAUUAUUUUUUCUUCAUUGGUCAGUUAUAAUUUGUAUUAGAAUUUUUAUUUAAACUGAAUUUCUCAAAGGAAGUCGGUCCUGUAAAGUUUGAAGGUGUUUCAGCUUGUCUUAAACAAGUGUCUGUAAGACAUUCUACAUAAAGAAAUCAAUAAACAAUAUGUCAAAAUCUACAAAUUGGCGUGUUACUGUCAACUGUUACCUUGAAUGUGCUAUAUAUGUAAGCUUUACAAUUGGAAGUCCUUACAUUGAGAUCAGAAGACAGCAUUAACAUUGUGUUUGUUUGUUAAUUUGUUUCUGCAGUUCGAAAUUAAACACGCUAAUGAAUUUUAUUUCUCUUUAAGCACUUUAAUUGCAUGUUUUGUAUGGAAAUAUGAACAUUUUAAUGCGCCUUUGUUUUUCAUGCUAUACCGAAUCCUUCCAACUCAUAAAAUUCAUAAAUUUAUAAUGUAUUAGUCAUAUUUUACAUUGGAUUACAUAAGCAAUGUUAUUGCUUACAUAAUUGUGACAUAUCCAACUAAACCAUCUUGUUGAAUUUCAACUUGCCAGAGAGUAAAAAUCAAAACAUUUUCAUGCUGGCUUGUUAAUUAUUGCAGGCUUAAUUUUGGUGAAUAUAAUUUGUCUCCACACUUUUAUAUACUUGUAUGGCGUUGUGUUUUGUGGUUUAUAUUAUACAUAUAAGCAUUUAAAUUGUUUAAGGGUUAUACAACUCAAAUGUAUAAAUUUUUAGCCAUAAACUGUUUCUUUGUCCAAUAAAACAUUAUUUGCUGCCAUCUGGUACAUCUAUCUUUUAUCAGAAAACAUGAUUUUUUUAAUAUUUAUAUUUAACAACAUACAACAUUAAUUUAAAAUAUAAAAUUUCAUUAAAUUUGCAUUGCCUGUUACUGUUAUUACAUCUAAUGUAAUAAGUACAGAUUCUAAAAAACUGAUUCAUUCAACUAAAAUGCCCAACAGUAUUGAAUUACAUAAAUAGCCUGCAUUUAAGUGCUUCCUAAAAAACACUCGCACGCAAAACCAAACUAGGGUCAUAUUUGUAUUUCCUUUGCAUGCAGGACAAAAAUUGUAAUUAUAAUAUAUGUGUUCCUAUUUACUUAAAUUAUCAAGUAAGUUUAUAAUCAUAUAUCCCAUGUCAGGUUUAUCAUAUAUCCCAUGUUGGGUUUAUCGUAUAUCCCAUGUCAGAUUUAUCAUAUAUCCCAUGUCGGGUGUAUCAUAUAUCCCAUGUCUGGUUUAAUAUAUAUCCCAUGACGGGUUUAUCAUAUAUCCCAUGACGGGUUUAUCAUAUAUCCCAUGUCGGAUUAAUCAUAUAUCCCAUGUCGGAUUAAUCAUAUAUCCCAUGACGGGUUUAUCAUAUAUCCCAUGACGGGUUUAUCAUAUAUCCCUUGUCGGAUUUAUCAUAUAUCCCAUGUCGGGUUUAUCAUAUAUCCCAUGAAGGGUUUAUCAUAUAUCCCAUGUCGGGUUUAUCAUGUAUCCCAUGUCGGGUUUAUCAUAUAUCCCAUGUGGGGUUUGUCAUAUAUCCCAUGUCAUGUUGCUUAUAUAUCCUAUGUUGGGUAUAUGAUGACAAUCUAUGCUUCUAAAAUUAAGAUAUGAUAUCUACAGUUGAUUAAAAAGCAAGUGCUUCAAUUUAAAUUUACAAUGUUAACGUGUCAUACUUCAUUCCUAACGUUUCUUUUGCUUGGAACCAUACAAGGAAUGCCAUUUUCUGUUUUAAUACCUAUGUUGUUGUUUAUUUUUGUACCUUCGUAUUUGAUAUAUUGUAGCAGUUGCAUUAUGGAAAUAAUGUUAUUGUGAUUUACAGUAUGCCUAAUUUUAUUGUUCUUUGAAUGUACAGAUUUUAUUCUGCAAUAUUACAAUUGUGUCAACAUUCAAA
Molecule: messenger RNA, 3722 nt
Organism: Dreissena polymorpha
Lineage: Eukaryota; Metazoa; Mollusca; Bivalvia; Myida; Dreissenidae
Product: cyclic AMP-responsive element-binding protein 1-like
Exons: 7
Coding region: 219-1106 (295 amino acids)
Biological process (GO): regulation of transcription by RNA polymerase II
Cellular component (GO): nucleus; transcription regulator complex
Molecular function (GO): protein binding; RNA polymerase II cis-regulatory region sequence-specific DNA binding; DNA-binding transcription factor activity, RNA polymerase II-specific
Source: RefSeq, a predicted model, not a curated record